This is a messenger RNA of Cantharellus anzutake, 569 nucleotides long. RefSeq lists its product as uncharacterized. The transcript has a single exon. The coding region runs from base 121 to 366 and encodes 81 amino acids. The record is from RefSeq and is a predicted model, not a curated record. Lineage: Eukaryota; Fungi; Basidiomycota; Agaricomycetes; Cantharellales; Hydnaceae.
ACAGUAAUUCAGUUCCUCGGGGAGAGUGCCCGCUCAGCUGGAUCGGUUCGCAGCUGGCGACUUCACUACCUCAAAGCGUUCCUUCCUGUAUGCCAGCUUCUAUGAGUAACUACGGGGGACAUGCCCCGUAGGAUCGAUGAUGAGUCGUCGGUGCGACAUAUACAUAUGGACGCCAGAUCAAGGAUGAAGAUCGUGGAACGCUAUACUGAACUGUUAGUCUCUCGCUCAAGGGGCUUGGCCCGUGCUUACUUACCCCCUCUACUCUGGUCAAAAAUCCAUCCGAUGCUUGCCGUUGGAAUGGCGAUAAUGUAUAUAGCGCUCAGUCAUAUGGUUUGUGGUUCAUUGAAAUGCAUCAUGACAAUAUGACAAUAAAAUUCGGACAACUACCUGUGCAGCUAGACCUCGUUGACCGAUAAGAAUAUCAAACAACAAAAGCGCUCGCGCACCAAGGACACCAAGAAAGGAAUGAAAGUUCAAACCGAGCCAUGAAAAUGAGAACCAGAUGACCUCUCAUUUCCUUUUGAAUAUUGGUUUUUUGAACGAACCGGGCCGUGCCGGGCAGCUCUCCC